This is a messenger RNA of Helianthus annuus (common sunflower), 400 nucleotides long. RefSeq names its product flap endonuclease 1-like. The record is from RefSeq and is a predicted model, not a curated record. Lineage: Eukaryota; Viridiplantae; Streptophyta; Magnoliopsida; Asterales; Asteraceae. Bases 44 to 379 code for a protein of 111 amino acids. Gene Ontology annotation, molecular function: 5'-flap endonuclease activity; 5'-3' exonuclease activity; DNA binding. The transcript is spliced from 3 exons.
UAUUCAUUUGUUUUGCGAGGUCUAUGUUGUUGCAUCCGAAGAUAUGGAUUCUCUUACUUUUGGAGCACCCAAAUUUCUUCGUCAUUUAAUGGACCCGAGCUCAAGAAAGACCCAUGUGAUGGAGUUUGAUGUUUCAAAGGUUUUGGAGGAACUUAACCUGACAAUGGAUCAAUUCAUUGAUUUGUGCAUUCUAUGUGGGUGUGAUUAUUGUGACAGCAUUAAAGGUAUCGGUGGUCAGACAGCUUUAAAGCUUAUCCGUCAACAUGGUUCAACCACCGUUGACAUUAAUCAGCUGUUGACGUUAAAAACCCUAACUCUGAAAGAUGAGGGACAGCGAGUGUGUUUAGAAGCUGAAUUCAGGGGUUGGUAUGGGCUAUAAAGAGGGAAUUGAAAGGGGUGC